UUAUACACAGGCAUUGCCACCUUACACUAAUACACUGGUCACCGUUGGCAAGUAUUUCAAACAUGAUUCCCAAGUAAUAUGCAUUUUGCAUUGAACUCCUAUGAAGAGGGAUCUCGGGGACACCCCUGGGUGUGCAGUGCCACCCUUCAGGCACCGUUACCGCAGCAGCGGUGGUGUGAUCAUGUGACGUCUGCAUUUCCAACACAACAAUACAACCCGCAUCGGUCUGCAUCCCCUCCACGGCUCGCUCUCGGUAUGGCGGACGGUGAGAGGUCUCCGUUACUAUCAGAUCUAGGAGAUGGCACGCUUGGCAGCGGCAACGGCGGAGUGUCUCCCGGUGCAACGCCCUAUGGAGUGCCCAGCAAACCACAGAGCUUUCCUCCGUUCCCCAGCCCAACUCAGCCCUCAGUGCUUCUAGGAGAGGACCCUCCACCCUACUCCCCUCUCACCUCUCCGGAGAGUGGCAGUGCCCCUGUUAUCACCUGCAGGGUGUGUCAGAGCCUGAUUUCUGUGGAGGGCAAGAUCCACCAACACGUUGUGAAGUGUGGGGUCUGCAAUGAAGCUACACCCAUUAAGAACGCCCCGGCAGGGAAGAAGUACGUUCGCUGCCCCUGCAACUGUCUGCUCAUCUGCAAAGUCACUUCCCAGAGGAUUGCCUGUCCCCGGCCAUAUUGUAAGAGGAUAAUUAAUCUGGGUCCAGUUCAUCCUGGUCCGGCCAGCCCGGACCCCCAGCCAUCCGGAGCCCGUGUCUCCUGUGGACACUGCAGCAACACCUUCCUGUGGACAGAGUUCACAGACCGGACGUUGGCCAGGUGCCCACACUGCAGGAAAGUNNNCUCCAUUGGACAGAGGUAUCCCCGGAGGCGGAGCUUGUGGUGUUUUCUACUCUGCUUGCUAUUCAGCAUUUCCACUGCAGGACUGAUGGCUGCAACAUGGGUGAAGGCUCAGACCUACCAGGGGAUCUACGCCUCGUGGGCUGUGCUGUUGCUCCUGGUUUUUGUCACCCUGGCUCGGGCCUUCUACUGGGCCUGCAUGAGGGUCAGCCAGCCUCUCCAGAGCUUCACAUAGAGCCUUCCUCCAACUUUGAGAGGAGGGGGGAAAGAUGGCUUAAAAACACAAAAAAGCUGAAUAUUUAUUUAAACCCAGCUCCACAAAAAAACAUUCUCCUCCUCCUCCUGUUUCCCUCCCGUUUAGUCAGAUGUUUCUACAACUGGAUGGCGGUAGCUGCGACUGCUGUGUAUCUAUCGGUAAUUAUGAUGAUGCGUAUAGCCUAACGUACUGUUUAACUAUUCUAAUCUUGUGGCCAGUAUGGGGUUCAUUUUAACAUUUUUUUAACACUUUUUCUUCUUCUCUUCCCCCGGUGCCAUUUCUAAAUUUUGGCUUGAGUCUGAGGCACAUCUGCACUUCUACGAUGAGGGCUGAAAGUGAAGUCUUAGAUGUGAUUAUCUUUCUUGUUUUUUGUUGGGGAGCUCUCCCUUUCCAGAUCCUAGUUUGACAUUAGGCUUCAUAUUCCAGCAUUUAAUAUUUUUGAAACAAAUUAUUCUGUGAAAGCGGUGAUGAAGUCAGAUGACGCUAACAAAUCAAUGCCAGUAGAAGAAGAGUGGCUGGAGGGACAGCAGCCUCCGUUUGUGAAUCAAAA
Molecule: messenger RNA, 1639 nt
Organism: Monopterus albus (swamp eel)
Lineage: Eukaryota; Metazoa; Chordata; Actinopteri; Synbranchiformes; Synbranchidae
Gene: pip4p1a
Product: phosphatidylinositol-4,5-bisphosphate 4-phosphatase 1a
Exons: 7
Coding region: 79-1068 (329 amino acids)
Biological process (GO): phosphatidylinositol dephosphorylation
Cellular component (GO): lysosomal membrane; phagocytic vesicle membrane; plasma membrane
Molecular function (GO): phosphatidylinositol-4,5-bisphosphate 4-phosphatase activity
Source: RefSeq, a predicted model, not a curated record